CGUCGAUAUAAAAAGGUUCUCACAAAUUGAAUCCCCCUUCCUUUUCCGUGUUCACACACAAGCUUCUCUCUCCAACACAUACGGACACUCACCACUCUUAUACUGUCUCCACGCAGAAACCUGCACUCGCACAUGCUCGUACACGUCCGCACAAUAGGCAUGUUAUAGAUGAAGCAAGUACAGUAAUGUCGAGACACGCUGCAGAACUAUACACCUGUCAUGUUGAAAUUGCCCCACUGGCAUGUUUUAUUUUAUCAUUCCUCUAAUAUCUCUUCGCUUGCACCACCCGGAAUCUUCGGCACAAUAUCCCACCUCUUGAAGAGGCACACAAGCAACAUGGCCGAUUCAACAGCUAUUGUUAUACUACCAUCUCAAAUCUGAUGGCAGGAAUCACUGCUAGUGUCUUCCGCGUCAAGUUCAACAAGCGCAUCUGUGGACGACUGGCCAGAAAGUGCCGUUGGGUUGAGCAACACCUAAAAAGCAGUGACCUGGGCUCUCCAGAUGAUCUUGCUCUGGAGGCACUCAGGGAGCUGCUCGAACAGUGUGCCAAGGAUCUGAAGAAGUUCGCAGGCUCUGGGUUCCUUAUGCGUAUUAUCAGAAGUGGUGGCAUCCCUGAGAUUUGCGAGAUGCACAUGGAGGAGCUGGAUGACUGGAUAGAUAGAGUACAGAAGACGUCCCCCAAGACCAAGGACGAUGCCGACUCUGACCUGGAUGACGAUGAGUUUGAUCAAGACGACGCCAUAAGAUAUGACAUCGAAGUAUCCAAUAAUCAGCACGACGCCAGGAAAGUAUUUCUUUCUACCUUGGCACCUCCCAGACUUCAGGAACGAGCAAUUGUGAACCCAGACCACCUCGGCCAGGACAUAGAACUGGUCGGAACAUUCUUGUUUGGCAACAUCUACCGGGGAACGUACAAAGGAGAUGCUGUUUAUAUCCGGGAGAUAGGCAGCGAUAUCCACGAGGGAUAUAUCAAGAACAUCAAAGAUGGCAUCCUGCUGGCCCAGUGUCUCUCGGACUGCAGUAACCUCGUACGGAUUUAUGGCUUCUGCGGAGAUCGAACAAUUGUGACAGCCAUGCCUGCCAACGGGCCCCUAAACGAGUACCCGGGCAAGCUGACUUCCCUUGAGAAGGUCACCAUUGCACGCAAGGUUGCCGAUGCACUGGUCUUUAUGUACGAUAUCAAGGCAAACGCAAAACGUGUCGUGCACAGAGAUAUCAGAGCCGCCAAUGUCUUGCUGACCGACAAGCUGGAGCCCAUACUUACAGGGCUCGAGCUGUGCAAGGAGAAGAAUAGUCUGGCUGGCGAACGUCCUGUCAUGGGGGAAAGCAUCAAGAGAUGGUGGCCCCCUGAGAGGAUACUGGGGUUUGGGAUAUCUCCAGGAUCGGAUGUGUACUCGUUUGGUGUUCUCAUGUAUGAGAUCUCGACCGGCAAGGAUCCAGAGCUUGACGCAGAUCUUGUGGGGCUGGAGGGUAGCGGGAUCUGUGCCGAAUACACCGCACUGAUGCAAAAGUAUCUGCACCGAUACUACAACGCGAGACCCAAGAUAGAUAAGGUAUUCGAAGAGUUGUUAUCCAUAGAGACAAGUCUUAGGGAUAUGCAGAACUUGAUACGACCCCAAAGAAAUGCGCUCAAUCAAAGACGCGGUUUAUCUAGGAUCCGUUUAGCUUAUAUUGCACAGCCAUCCCUCUCGUCAAUGGACGCGCGUGUUAUACGCAUUUAUGUCCUCGGGCUGGUGUAUUUCUGUCGUGCGCAUUUUCAAAAUUACUGAGUUUGAAACUCCCCUAAUGUUCUGUCGAAGACUCGCCUCUGGACGAU
Molecule: messenger RNA, 1816 nt
Organism: Gamsiella multidivaricata
Lineage: Eukaryota; Fungi; Mortierellomycota; Mortierellomycetes; Mortierellales; Mortierellaceae
Product: kinase-like domain-containing protein
Exons: 3
Coding region: 381-1769 (462 amino acids)
Biological process (GO): protein phosphorylation; cell surface receptor signaling pathway
Cellular component (GO): plasma membrane
Molecular function (GO): ATP binding; protein tyrosine kinase activity
Source: RefSeq, a predicted model, not a curated record